Eublepharis macularius is the source of this 1646-nucleotide messenger RNA. Its product is annotated as interferon-inducible GTPase 5-like. The record is from RefSeq and is a predicted model, not a curated record. The coding region runs from base 211 to 1401 and encodes 396 amino acids. Gene Ontology annotation, cellular component: membrane. Gene Ontology annotation, molecular function: GTP binding; GTPase activity. The transcript has 2 exons. NCBI's taxonomy places the organism in Eukaryota, Metazoa, Chordata, Lepidosauria, Squamata, Eublepharidae.
UUGUUUAGAGCAGGAACACCUGAUCCUGCCCGAGGGUAUGUUCCACAACAUAACUGGACUGCCCAGCCACAAGCUUUGUGUGUGUGUGGUUGGAUUCUCAGACACAUGUCUGAGCCCCCUAUCUCUUCUUGCUGCGAAGCACUGGAUGCUCAAGCUGCUCUUCUCUAAGGACUUCCUCCUCUUCAAGAUUGUUAAGUAGGAAGAACUACCAUGGGAUCUGCCAUCUCAAAAGAGGUCGUAAGACGUGAAUUGGAAAAGAUGAAGGCAGCUUUGGACAAAAAUGACCUGUCAGAUGUGAUAAAACAAAGUAGCAUUAACUUGAGUUUAUUGAAGAACACCACCCUCGACAUUGCAAUUACAGGGGUGUCGGGGGCUGGAAAAUCAUCUCUUGUCAAUGCCCUGCGAGGAAUGACAGAUGAUAAAGAAGGUGCAGCUGAGACUGGAGUAACGCAAACAACAAUGGAGGCAAAGAGAUAUCCACAUCCCACGUCCCCCAAAGUAACAAUAUGGGAUCUUCCAGGAAUUGGGACACCUCAAUUUAAAGCAAAGGAAUACCUGCAGAAGGUAAAUUUUAAGAAGUAUGAUUUCUUCUUGAUUCUUGCCUCAGAACGCUUCACAGAGAAUGACGUUCUGCUAGCUCAAGAAAUUAAUAAAAUGAAGAAGAAGUUUUACUACUUGCGCACCAAAGUGGAUGUCAGUAUAGAUUCUGAAAGAAGGAAACGAAACUUUAACGAGGAAAAAACUCUUGAGAUGAUAAGGAAAGAUUGCUGUGAUUAUUUGACAAAGGUAGGAGAAUCUAAUCCAAGGGUUUUCCUUAUCUCCAGAUGGAAUUUGAAUAUGUACGAUUUCCCAUACUUGAAAGAGACUUUGGAAAAUGACCUGGAUGAGCAAAAAAGGUAUGCUUUAAUUACAACAAUGCCAAAUUUCUCAAGAGAAGUCCUGAGGAAGAAGAAGGCUGCUAUGGAGGCUCUUAUAUGGCCACUAUCCCUUGUGUCCUGUGCUAUUGGGGCAAUUCCUGUCCCUGGCCUCUCUACUAUUUGUGAUAUUGGCAUCUUGGUAGGAACAAUGAUCGAUUUCUGCAAGGUCUUUGGCUUAGAUGAAGAAUCCCUCAAAAGACUUGCAGACCGUGUUGGGAAACCCGUUCCUGUGUUGAGAUCAGCUAUCAAAAAGUCCCGAGUGUCCAAUGAAAUCACCCGCGGAUUUGUAGUGGGUCUUUUGCAGAAGUCAAUUCUGUGUGGAGCAAUGACAGCAGCAGAAUUGGCUCUUGAUUUCAUACCUGUGUUGGGCUCCGUAUUUGGUGGAAUUGGUUCCUUUGCAACUACGUUCUACAUGCUGAAGAGCUUUCUGAACGAGGCUGUGGAAGAUGCUGAGAAUGUUCUGGCCAAAGCUGGGGAGAAUUGAGUGUUUCAACCAGAGCAAAGAGCCACAACUCUAGAAACCAGAUUCACAGAGCAGAUGCAUUGCAUGGAUAGAACAGAACCAACAUUCAAAAACCAAUUCUAGCUUUCCCAUCUGUGAUGGACUUGCCAGCUGCUUCUUUUGGAACUGCACUCUGCCUGGUGAACUUUUUGGAGAACGCUGAAGAAGUUUUUGUGAUCAAGAGUUUCAGCUAAAGAUUGAAAUACCCAUCCAAAAAGAGUAGAGAA